Molecule: messenger RNA, 1763 nt
Organism: Hippopotamus amphibius kiboko
Lineage: Eukaryota; Metazoa; Chordata; Mammalia; Artiodactyla; Hippopotamidae
Gene: C5H8orf33
Product: chromosome 5 C8orf33 homolog
Exons: 7
Coding region: 775-1317 (180 amino acids)
Source: RefSeq, a predicted model, not a curated record
CUCAAGGACUCUAUGCUACUAGGCCGCCAGCCUUGGGAGAGGUGUUAGAAGUUCAUGAUAGAGAUGGCAAGUGAUGCAAGAAACUCUGAUCUGCCUACAGAAGGGGAAAGGAUCAGAGAAGGAAUAAGUGAAGCCCAACACUAACUACCCGGAAGACCAAACUCUACCUUCUGAGACCUCCCAUCCCCUUGCCUCAGGAAACGACGCAGCUGUGACUGAAAGGAAUCAGGGGACAGCACCUCAGACUCCCGGGCUCUCAAGCAGCACCGCGCCGGGGGCCUCCUGACGCCUGUGAUGCGGGACAAGGAGUGGCGCGCGGCGGGAGGGCAGCGCUGGGCCGGGAGCGCAGAAGGGCAGGGCGGCGUCCUUUCCUCCAGAGCAGGACCUGCGACACUGUAAGCGCUGCGGCGGGUCCCCUCCCGGCGGAGCUGGGAACCGCCCGGGCCCGCCCCGCCCACCUUCCCCGCCCACCGUGCAGCCCCGCCCACCUCCCCCGCCCACCGUGCAGCCCCGCCCCGCCCGCGCCCCGCCCACCGUGCAGCCCGCGCCGCCCCGCCCGCGCCCGGCGGAACCCUGCGACGCAGACGUGUCUCCCGGGGAGCGAAUUCGGCGUGGGACCCGAAGCCCUUCUCAGGCUUGGCCUGCGGCUGCAGCGCAUGGCUGUGAGCGGGGCGGGGAGGGCGCGCGGGAGGCGGGGCCUUGGGCCGUUGGCGGCUCCUCUUGACCUUCGUACUGCCCACUUUUCUCCAGGCUCCAGGGCAUCCCGCUCGCGAGAUGUCGGCAGCCCCAGGCCCAGGGCACCCUACGUGCAGCGACGCCGCCUCCAGGGCCAAGAAGCAAAAGAAGAAGAAGAAAGCCCGGAAUGCGGUCUCUGUGGCGAGCGGAGGCGGGAAGGCCCCAGGAAAGCCGGCCGCGGAGGAAGCCCCCCUAAGUGCGGAGGCCCAGGCGGAGCAGCUGGCCCGGGAACUGGCCUGGUGCGUGGAAAAGCUGGAGCUGGGGCUGAAGAUGCAGAGACCCACCCCUAAGCAGAAAGAGCAAGCUCUUGGGGCAAUCCGAACCCUGCGAAGCCAAAGAACCCCCCUGCCUCGGAAGAGGCAGCUGAUGCACUCCUUGUUUGGGGACUACAGGGCUCAGAUGGAUGCCGAGAGGCGCGAGGCCCUGUGGGCUCUCAGGACUGCUGCCCACUCAGCCCAGGUGCAGUCUGUAGGUGAGGCCGCCAGAAAGAAGAGCCGAAAGGUCUGCAGGCCUCGUCUCGCAGGGAGAGCCAAGGACACCCUAGACGCUCCUGAUGAAGAGUUUAGAUUCAAUUUCUUUUAGCUUCUUCCGCAUUCUGAAACGGUCCCCCUCUGCAGAUGGUGCAGGGAUCUGAGUGCAGAGUUUUUCCAGGAAUGCUGUAUCCCUGGCUGGUCAGUGAAUCUGGUGCCAUGGCUGUUGGGCAGUUGUGAGACCUGCAUUUUGGCUACUGACCGUCAGACAAGCACAGGACCCCAUUUGUAGGUUUUCAGCUGAAAUGCCUCUCCUGCCAGAAGCGGGAGGUCCAUGUAGAAGUUUUUUAAGUAAACUGAAGUGAGUGUUGAUCACAUUGUAGAAGGCCUCUUUUCACAGUCCUAGGAGCAGACUAAGUGGGUGCUGGUAAUGAGAAUUAGUGGAGAAGCUACGUAGGUACACACUGGUGCUCACUUACAGAAGGACGUCCUGUCAAGUGCUUUGGAACGCCAUGCCGUUAUGUUACAUUGCGGUAAUAAAACUAUUUAAAAAGUGAA